Molecule: messenger RNA, 1371 nt
Organism: Danaus chrysippus (African queen)
Lineage: Eukaryota; Metazoa; Arthropoda; Insecta; Lepidoptera; Nymphalidae
Source: the annotation of a GenBank genome assembly
UUGUGUGAAGGCUGCGCGCGCAGGCUACAUCGACCGUAUCUGUUAUCUACCAUUCAGUCGCUGCCUGGCUGUCGAGCCGGCCGGUCGUAUGGUAUGGGGGAGUUACAGUACCCGGGCGCUCCCAGCGUUGACGACGAGCGUCAUUAUAGAGCCCCGUUCCGUAGGGCGCCGCAAUAUAGGUGGCCAGCGCCGCAGCCGCCGCAGCCCUCGGCCUUCGCCCCCUGGAGGCGAGCCCCCGCCCCUCCAAGGCCUCCCGAUUAUCGUCGCAGUGCUUCGUACCCUGGCAAACCCGAUGAGCCUUACCAGGACCGAGGAGGUUUAGACAACAUGAGGUCUUUGGAGCAUUACCUUACAGACAUCAUGAGGGCGGAUACUUCGGAACAUUUGAAAGGCAAGUCCCCCUUUUUUCCCGGGGUGGAGGAGGCGGGUGUUGCCAGCGCGGCGGCCGGCUCGCCUUCGGGGCCGGCUGAUCAGGCGCAAGACGUGGUCUCGAGGCUCAGCGCUGCCGGUCUAUCGAUGUGUGUGUCGGCGCUGGGCUCGCCGGCCCGUUCUUCGCCGGUGUCUGCGGGCUCGGAGCACGGGGAGAGGUUCAGUAGGAAGGUGUUCGUUGGGGGACUGCCCCCGGACAUUGAUGAAGAUGAGAUAACAUCGUCGUUCCGCCGCUUUGGUCCACUGGUAGUUGACUGGCCUCACAAGGCUGAGAGCAAGAGCUACUUUCCGCCCAAGGGAUAUGCAUUCCUACUGUUUCAGGAUGAGAGUUCGGUGGCCGCUCUAAUGGAGGCUUGCAUCACCGAUGAUGAUAAGCUAUAUCUGUGCGUGUCGUCGCCCACAAUCCGCGACAAGCCGGUCCAGAUCCGCCCCUGGCGGCUGGCGGAUGCGGACUUCGUGUUGGACGCGAGCAUGCCGCUAGAUCCGCGCAAGACUGUGUUCGUGGGCGGAGUUCCGCGACCACUGAAGGCUGUGGAGCUCGCGAUGAUUAUGGAUCGGCUGUACGGCGGGGUCUGUUACGCUGGGAUCGACACGGACCCCGAACUAAAGUACCCCAAGGGUGCUGGUCGCGUGGCGUUCUCCAACCAGCAGUCUUAUAUAGCGGCCAUCUCUGCCCGGUUCGUGCAGCUACAACACGGAGACAUUGACAAGAGAGUGGAGGUGAAGCCGUACGUGUUGGACGAUCAGAUGUGUGACGAAUGUGCGGGCGCGCGGUGCGGCUCUAAGUUUGCACCGUUCUUUUGCGCUAAUGUGACUUGUCUCCAGUAUUACUGCGAGCACUGCUGGGCGACCAUACACUCUCGCCCCGGGCGGGAGUUUCACAAGCCGUUAGUCAAGGAGGGCGCCGACCGACCAAGGGCCGUGCCCUUCCGCUGGUGUUAG